This is a messenger RNA of Drosophila willistoni, 2397 nucleotides long. RefSeq names its product conserved oligomeric Golgi complex subunit 5 (gene fws). NCBI's taxonomy places the organism in Eukaryota, Metazoa, Arthropoda, Insecta, Diptera, Drosophilidae. The coding region runs from base 88 to 2358 and encodes 756 amino acids. Gene Ontology annotation, biological process: intra-Golgi vesicle-mediated transport. The record is from RefSeq and is a predicted model, not a curated record. The transcript is spliced from 4 exons. Gene Ontology annotation, cellular component: COG complex.
CGUAUUCAAGCCCUCUGAAGAGUUGGCAACACUGACAUUUGUUUUGGCUUCUGAUUCGUGCUAGGCUUCAACAUUUCCAGCAUCGCAAUGGUCACAAAUGAUUCAAAAGCAACUGGUUCGGAAACAGUAUCACCAGAUGAUGACGACUUCAAUUUGGCCAUGUCCAUGGCAGAGGGUCUCACUAUUGGCCAGCAAAUACAGGAGCUGUCAAAGCGUUUGCAAAACACCACAGAUGAAUUGCAUCAACAGGUGCGUGACAAACAUGGUGCGCUUCUUCAACAGGCCACGCAUGCCGGGCGCUUUGAUUCCUGUAUUAACACUCUGGCCGAGGAUGUUCAAAGAGUUCGGGCCACCGGUCAUAGGCUGAAGCAUCAAGUGGAUACACAAUAUCAAUUGGUGGAGAAUCAAACUCAGGUGCUAGGUCGUCUGCACGAUGUUAGCCAUUUACUACGUUCCGCUGGCACGCUGCUUACCCUGACGGCCAAAUUGAAGAAUACCAAAGAUGUCCUGCGACAGGCUGAGCUUCAUUUUGAGCUGGGACAACUAAUCGAGGACAAGGACUUAAAGGACAUUGAGUUUAUACAGCAGGAGCGAACCUAUGUAAUCAACUCCGGACAGAAAAUACGAAAUCUUACGCAAAUGCAAUUGGUUACCGGUUUGCAGGAAAGAAAUCAAAAUCAAGUGGUGAAUGCUCUAAAGAUCUUUAUAAAUUUUAAUACCUUGGAGAAAUCACUUGAUAAUUUGCUGACGACUUUUUUAACGGAUAUGGAGCAAUCGCUGAAAGAAUGCUUUGCUGGUAAUGAUAUUUCGGUGCUAAAUAAGUCCCCCACACAUGGCGGAAUAGCCGCUGUUAAGGCGUCUGCCACCCGUGGACCGGGCAAGGCGCCUCAGUUAACGACUACACAAAAUUUUCGCGCUAAAUUCUGGAAGUCUUUGCAUUGGCUUCUCUACGAUGAGUUCUUUGAGACUUGCACUCAAAUAAAUUUGUUAAAAGCAUCUCUAGAGCAAAUCAACCAAUUUGGCUAUACAUCGGUGUCAUCGGAACAAUGUAUUCCCCAGCGCUUUUGGCAGCGUGUACAACAACUUUUGCGGAAAUCAUUCGAUGAAUGCCCCCAACAUGUCCAGCAAACUCUUCAGGAGGGUCUAUCAAAGCUCCUGACAUCAGCUCGAGGCUUGGAGCAGCGUUUAAACUUUGAAUUUCAAUUUGAUAAUGAACUGUUUGCCCCUCUGGAGGUCGGCUAUGUGGGUAAAUGUGCUCAAAAUAUGAAGGCUUGCCUAGCUGGUGUAGACCUUCCUGGUAAUGAGACAGUGGAUAAUUUCAUACGCGUUGCUUCGACGGAAUUAAGUGCUGCCUUAAUUGAUACACGUCUGAGCAAUGCCAUAGCCAAUGUUUUCAUUGCCUGUGGCAAAGAGUUGUGCACUAAAUUGGAGGCACAAAUUAAAUUGGGUGCAGAUUCGAAGCAAGUUGUUGAUUUGCCCAACCUACAGCAACAACAGAAUACCCAAUUGGCUAAUGUGUUAUACUACUACAAGGAUUCAGUGCGUCGCAUGCUAAGUGAUUUGCAGUUGCAAUUCGAAAAGACUCCUGGAGAGAGUAAAGAGAAUAUUGCCCGUUCUCUGGAGCAGGCUGAUUUAUUGAUUGGCACAAUACUUCAACAAAUAAUGGAAUCUAUUAUAACGACCAUUAGUAUAAUUUUAUUAAGUAUGCAUAGAGAGCCGGGUCUUAAUACAGAAAGAUUACCUACAACGGGUUCCUCAAUGUACAUGAAAGAACUACAGGAAUUCAUUAGUCGCUGUUGGGUGCAUCACAUUGACCUGUUCGAUGACAAAGAAAUGAUCAACAAAUGCGGUCAUGAGUUGGCUAAUCGAUGUAUUGAACUCUUUUUACAUAAUAUUUGUAUCAUUCGUCCGGUGAGUGGCGCAGGAAGGCAACGCCUUAAACAGGAUUGCCAGCACAUGGAGUUGGCGCUUAAACCGAUUUGCCAAAAUCUUGCUGAACUUGGCAAACCCUCACGACUUUUGCGUGCCAUGUCCUUGCUAAUUGUUCAAACGCCUGAAGAGUUAAUCAAGCAAACAGUUGGCGAAGAUUCUCUAGUACCCAGUUACAUUAUACUCCUUUUACUUUUUGGUCAUGCCGGGUCUGACUUGCAAUCACCACAUACCACAGCAAAUUGGUCAAAUGAACGUCUUGUUGAAUGGUUAGAUGGGCAUACAGCGGAACGGGAAAAAUUAGAAUUAAUAUCGGGAGCAUUGCAAAGAUAUAGAGAUAAUGCUCGACGUAAAAAUAUUCAGCAAUAUGAUGAAGUCUAUCCAAUGAUGGUCGAUUAUUUUGAACAGGCCUUAAAAGCAAUUGUAUAAAUAUUUAUAUAUUUAUGUUAAAACUAUUUCCACUUAAAU